Messenger RNA from Colletotrichum chrysophilum, 936 nucleotides. RefSeq lists its product as uncharacterized. The transcript has 2 exons. The record is from RefSeq and is a predicted model, not a curated record. NCBI's taxonomy places the organism in Eukaryota, Fungi, Ascomycota, Sordariomycetes, Glomerellales, Glomerellaceae. The coding region runs from base 1 to 936 and encodes 311 amino acids.
AUGUCUUCCGGCAACAACGCUACUCCCUACACCAUUCCCUACACCGGCGCUCCUGGUAAGCAGGUCGCUGAGGGAAUCGUUCCUGCCUACUCCCAGCAGCCUGACCCUGUUGCUCAGCCCGCUUCUCCUCAGGACAUGAUUGCCCAGCCAGCCUACCGUCGCCCUUCUGCGGUUGAGGCUCCUGCCAGUCCUGACAUGGCUCACUCCAUGGGCGAGUCUGUUGCCCAGGGUGGCGGCGUUGGCGCCGUCCACACCAACGACCCCAACUCUGGUGUCCGUCGCAGUUCCGUCAUUGCUACUGCUCCCGUCGGUCCCUCUGACAACAUUCCUGGCCGCUUCGCUUCUGCUGCCGCUGGCUCUGAUGGCAUCGCCAUCAUCCACCCUCAGCAUACCGGCGCCAAGAACAUCCACACCUCUCAGCAGACUGAGAAGGAGGGUGCUCAGACCCCCGAGCAGUACCAGCGCCCUUCUGCCUUCGGCAUGGAUGGCUCGUUCGAUGAUCCCGACAUCUUGAACAGUCCUACCCCUAGCCGUCGCAGCCGCUCUGCUAGCCCCAUGCUCGCUCGAGAGCUGCAGGCUGCCCAUCUGGAGGCCCAGAAUGCUCGCCGUGAGACCCAGCGCAUGGCCCAUGCCUACAACGUUGUCCAGCAGGCCAACCUGAACUUCCAGCAGGCCAAUGUCGCCUUGCAGCAGCACUGUCUGUUCUAUCAGAGCAACGCAGAAUUCCACUACCAGAACUACUGUGUGGCUCAGAGCCAGACCCAGAACCUGCUCAACACGUCUCGCCAUUUGCAGGAUGUUGUCUAUCUCCUCGAUAACAGCGUGUACCGCAGCGAUCCUGUUUUCCACGAUUCCCUCCCCAAGUGUGUGCUGAGCCAAGUGGACGAGGUCCGUGGUGACUGGGUCGCUGAUGAAUUCGCUGCGGCCUAUGCUUAA